Fonsecaea nubica is the source of this 1059-nucleotide messenger RNA. RefSeq lists its product as hypothetical. The transcript is spliced from 3 exons. The record is from RefSeq and is a predicted model, not a curated record. The coding region runs from base 1 to 1059 and encodes 352 amino acids. Lineage: Eukaryota; Fungi; Ascomycota; Eurotiomycetes; Chaetothyriales; Herpotrichiellaceae. Gene Ontology annotation, molecular function: hydrolase activity.
AUGGCGAACCUCGUACUCCUCCUCCUGAAACAUCCGCUGAGGACAUUACUCUUCAUACACACAUUCUUCUCCCAGAUCUCGCUCGUGCUUCUACGGCGUCUGCUCCUACCACACUUCCCGGUCUUCCAGUCCCUACGACUCCAGAUCCAGCGAGCAUACCUCGGUGCGGCUGCUCUGACUUUUCCCGACUUGACGCACCGACUCCCCGUGGGGAAUCUGUCUCUGCGACGAGCGCGCCAGGUGGACGAGAAGGUGCCCGCGUACCUCAUCCCGGGGACACGACGGCUUUCCGACUUUGCGCAACCAAAAGACGACGGGAAGAAGCAGAGAUGUGUCGUCUUGUUCGCUCAUGGGGGAGGCUACGCCCGUGGCGAGGCCAGGAUGUAUAUCAACUAUCUGGAACGGUGGGUUGCGGAGUCGGCGAGGAGGGACCUCGAUCUAGCGUUCUACAGCGUCGAAUACCCCCUCACAACCAAAGCGAGCCAUCCAGCACAGAGGAAUGCUUUCAUCCAAGCAUAUCAGUACUUGCUCGACAAUGGCGUCGCGGCCGAGAAUAUCGUAUUCAUGGGGGAUUCUGCUGGAGGUGGACUCUGUAUCCUCGCGGCCUUCGAAGUCAAGCAACUCAAUCUGCCACAACCGGCGGCAACCGUGUUGAUCUCCCCCUGGAUCGACAUGGCCCUGAAGGCCUACGUAGGAGGGAACCCAGCCGUUGAGAGCGACUACUUCGUCAUGGCCAACAAGGCCGUGCCAGCACUGGUCCAGAUGUUUAUCGGGGACCGGCCACCCGAGUCUCCAGAGGUCAAUCCUCUGCAUCGCCAGCCCGAAGAGCUCAGCGGGUUGAGCCCGCAGCUCAUUUUCACCGGCGGCGCCGAGUUCGCGAGAUAUGACUCGGAGCAAUGGGCGCAGAUGUGCCACUCGGCUGGCGUGGAAUCCAAGCUGGUCAUCGAAUGGGGCCAGCUCCAUAUCUAUGCCAUGGGCUCCCAAUGGACCGAUCCUGCGGUGCGAAGAAAGACUGAUGGCCUCAUCAUUGAAUGGUUGAAGAAUCAUGUGGCGACGUGA